This is a messenger RNA of Drosophila gunungcola (fruit fly), 1681 nucleotides long. RefSeq names its product U3 small nucleolar RNA-associated protein 18 homolog (gene wcd). Gene Ontology annotation, cellular component: small-subunit processome; Pwp2p-containing subcomplex of 90S preribosome. The transcript has a single exon. Bases 107 to 1636 code for a protein of 509 amino acids. Gene Ontology annotation, molecular function: protein binding. The record is from RefSeq and is a predicted model, not a curated record. Gene Ontology annotation, biological process: rRNA processing. NCBI's taxonomy places the organism in Eukaryota, Metazoa, Arthropoda, Insecta, Diptera, Drosophilidae.
CAGUAAGCGUUAGUACAUUUCCCGCCCAGCUGCACGUGUAAAUUUUUGUGCAGCCCACGAAGAGCUGCCUAAAUAAUCGAAUAAUUGGGCACUUGAAGCGAUUGUUAUGAGUUCAGACGAGUCCAGCGAUGGCCUGGAGGACCUCAAGGACCUGAUGGCCCUGUACGGCAAACAGGAGCAGAGGAAGCCGACGGAGAACCAGAUGCAUCACCUUAUGCCGAAGGCUUCGCAGGCCGAGCAGCUCAACUAUGUGGAGGUGCCCAUGGAGAAGGUGCUCUUCGGCGACCGCCAGCGGUUCCUCACCAAUCUGGCCAAGUCCGUGGGCCAGAAGUGGCAGCAGAGCGACGACGACGAGAAGAAGGAGUCAAACCCUGGCCAGCAGAAGCCGGGCGACAAGCGAAAGGCCGCCUGGUCGGAUUCCGACGACGAGGACAUCCAAGUGGGCGAUGUCAAGAGGGCCACCAAGCACACGGGGCCACUGAACCACCUCCGCAAGGACAAGUCCUACAAGGAGUACCUCACGGCGCGGUUCCAGCGCACUCUUAACCAGCCCAAGUGGGCGGAGAAGAAGGCCAAGGGGGACAAGGAGGAGGAGGACCUCUCCUCCGACGAGGAGGAUCUGCUCAGGACCGUGGGCUUCAUCGACCGCCGGGCUAGAAGCAGUGAUCUGCCCCAGAAAACGCUGAACUUCAAGCGGGUCAAGGACCUGAACAGAGCCACCUAUGCCGAGGGCUUGGUCACCAGCGUUCAGUUUCAUCCGACGAGCACAGCCGCUCUGGUGACGGGCCAGAACUCCAUAGCCACCAUCUACACGGUGGACGGGCAGAAGAACGAGAAGCUGCACAGCAUGCGCUUCAAGAAGUUCCCGCUGAUCUGCGCCCGCAUUGCUCCCUGCGGCACGAAGGCGUUCAUGGGUUCGAUUAGGAGAUUCUACUACGCCUACGACCUGCUGGAGGCCAAGGAAGUCAAGCUGAAGUUGCCGGGCGAGUUGAACACCAUGCACCGAUUUGAGGUCUCUCCUUGUGGCAAAUUCAUCGCCGCUGCCGGCAAGUACGGAGCCAUCCAUCUGCUGACGGCCAACACGAACGAACUGGUGCACAGCUUCAAGCAGGAGGGCCAAGUGAUGGACCUCUGCUGGUCUGGUGACUCCAAAAGGGUCCUCGCCUGCAGCUCCAGCACCAAUGUUACAGUGCUGAACCUGCGGCAGAACCUCAUCGAACACACAUUCAUGGACGACGGUUGCAUCAGCGGAGCGUGCAUCCAACUGGCGCCGAAUCAACGCCUCCUGGCCACUGGCAGCAAAGAGGGCGUGGUCAACGUUUACGACUACAAGAACGUGUUCGCCUCCAGCGUGCCGCAGCCCGAGAAACGCUUCAUGAAUCUGAGGACCGCCAUCUCGGAUCUGCAGUUCAAUCACUCAUCCGAGAUGCUGGCGAUGAGCUCCAGCGAGGCGCCGAAUACCGUGAAGCUGGCCCACUUCCCCAGCGCCACCGUGUUCUCCAACUUCCCGGAUCGGGACGAAAACGUAGGCUAUGUCAGCUCGAUGGCCUUCUCGCCGCACAGCAGCUUCUUGGCCUUCGCCACCAAGGGCAAGCGGGUGCCGCUCUUUAGGCUUAAGUACUUCAAGGGUUAUUAAUUGAAAGUGGUACGAUUUAAAUAAAAUAUGUAUUCUUAUAAAAAA